AUGUCGCAACCGGCUUCAGAGCCCUUUGCGCCCUUGCAAUCCCCACCAAAACCUGCCCGGAAACAGAACAAUGCCUCCCAAGAACGUCGCCGGCGGAGGUCCUCGAUCAAUCUGCCAGCGGACCCCCCGGGAGACACGGAGACAAUAUCACUAGCAACCUUCCGAGACAUAUCACCCUCUACCAGCGCAGCAGUAUCGGUGAGGCCAAUCCGACCCCCCAACUCACGCCUGAAGCACGUCAGACAGACGGCGACUAACACGACCCAGCGCACCUCCUCAGAAAAGACCCCCCGCCGCUCCAAGCGACGAAAAGUAAAGUCCUUCUUCCGGCGCUGGAAGAGCCUUUCCCUGCGACACACCUGGCUGAACCCCCUCCUCAUCUGCCUGCUCGUCGGGGGCCUCUACCUCAUCAACCCCUCGCCCUCGAACCCCGUCUCCGCCGCGCUCUUCCUCUCCUACCCGCUCCCACGCGCCCCCGAUGCCGACCCCUCCGCGCCGACCAUGUACGGCAAGGGCCGGCGCGACUUCGCCUUCGUCGCCUUCUACACCGUCCUGCUGUCCUUCACGCGCGAGUUCCUGAUGCAGCGGCUGCUCCGGCCCCUCGCGAUCCGCUUCCGCAUCCCCUCGCGCGCGAAGCAGAGCCGCUUCAUGGAGCAGCUGUACACGGCAAUCUACUUCGCCGUUUUCGGGCCCUUGGGGCUGUAUGUGAUGAGCCUGACGCCGGUGUGGUAUUUCAACACGCGCGCCUUCUACGAGGGCUUUCCGCACAGGACGCUGCUGGGCAUCUUCAAGGCGUACUACUUGCUGCAGGCGGCGUACUGGAGCCAGCAGAUGAUUGUGCUGCUGCUCAUGCUGGAGAAGCCGAGGAAGGACUUUAAGGAGCUGGUUGGACACCAUGUCAUCACGCUGGCGCUGAUCUAUCUGAGCUAUCGGUUCCAUUUCACGUACAUGGGGCUCGCGGUGUAUAUCACGCACGACAUCUCGGACUUUUUCCUUGCUUCCUCCAAAACCCUAAACUACCUCUCCUCCCCCCUUGUAGGCCCCUACUUCGGCCUCUUCAUCCUCGUCUGGACCUACCUCCGCCACCACAUCAACCUGCAAAUCCUGUACUCGAUCCUCACCGAAUACAGCACCGUCGGCCCUUUCGAGCUGAACUGGGAGACCGAGCAAUACAAGUGCCGGCUCGCCCAGUGGGUCACCUUUGCGCUGCUCGCGUCCCUGCAGGCUGUGAAUCUGUUCUGGCUGGGCUUGAUCAUCAAGAUCGCGGUUCGGUUCGUGACGAGCAAGGAGGUUGUGGAUGAGCGGAGCGACGAGGAGGAUGAGGGGGAGCUAGAAGGGAGCUCGGAGGCGGAUAUGAGCGACGGGCUAGCGAACGCGGACGGCCUACUGAACGGAAGCGCACGGGGGAAAAGCAGUGCGAACGGCCCGACUGUGCUCUUGAACGGCGAGCCGGUUGGCGAUGAGAUGUCCAUGGAUGCCGCGGUCGAGGGGCCCAUCAGGCAGAGGAGAAAAAAGUAG
This is a messenger RNA of Coniosporium apollinis CBS 100218, 1518 nucleotides long. RefSeq lists its product as uncharacterized. Gene Ontology annotation, biological process: ceramide biosynthetic process. The transcript is spliced from 3 exons. Gene Ontology annotation, molecular function: sphingosine N-acyltransferase activity. The record is from RefSeq and is a predicted model, not a curated record. NCBI's taxonomy places the organism in Eukaryota, Fungi, Ascomycota, Dothideomycetes. The coding region runs from base 1 to 1518 and encodes 505 amino acids. Gene Ontology annotation, cellular component: membrane.